Messenger RNA from Staurois parvus, 315 nucleotides. Lineage: Eukaryota; Metazoa; Chordata; Amphibia; Anura; Ranidae. The record is from the annotation of a GenBank genome assembly.
UUCUCCAGACUCUUCCAGACUCACCCGGAAACCAAGUCCUUCUUCAGCCGCUUUGACCUGAGUCCCGGCUCCCAGGACCUCCUGACCCACGGAGGGAAGAUCUUUGGGGCCCUCGGAGAAGCCAUAAAGAGCCUUGACAACCUGAAGAAGCACCAGGACCUCCACACCAACAAGCUGAAGCUGAGCCCGGACCACAUGAAGCUGCUGAACGGCGUCAUCGUAGAGGUCUUGGCCGCCCACUUUGGAGGAGAAGUGAACCAAGCCGCCUGGAGCAAGUUCCUGGUUGAGGUCGGAAACGUUCUGACUUCCAGCUAA